GUGAACGGGUCGCCAAUCCUAUGUUGGUGAAAAAAGCAAAUGGUAAAUGGCGGAUGUGCAUCGAUUACACUAACCUCAACCAGGCAUGUCCAAAAGACUGUUACCCAAUGCCAAACAUUGACAAGCUGGUAGAGGCGGCUUCUGGAAACGAGAGAUUAAGUCUCUUGGAUGCAUACUCUAGCUACCACCAAGUUCCAAUGGCUCUUGAGGAUGAAGACAAAACCUCGUUCUAUGCCGGCGAUGAGAUCUAUUGCUAUGUGAUGAUGCCCUUUGGCUUGAAGAACGCAAGUGCCACUUACCAGAAGAUGGUUACCAUCAUAUUCCGAGCUCAAAUAGGCCAGAAUCUGGAAGUUUAUGUUGAUGAUAUAGUGUCGGGAAAAUUUCUAGGCUUCAUGGUGUCUAGAAGGGGGAUUGAGGUCAACCCCGAGAAGAUCAAAGCAGUAGCUGAGAUGGAACCACCGAAGUCAGUAAAAGAUGUACAACGGUUGACAGGGAGAGUGGCAGCUCUUCAUAGAUUCAUCUCAAAAUUCAUAGAUAAAUGCUUGCCGUUCUUCAAGAUCAUGAGAUUGGCAACCAAAAAGGAUGAAUCUGGAAAACAAAAGAAGUUUGAAUGGAAUUCAGAAUGCCAAGCUGCAUUUGACGAGCUGAAGUCUUAUCUUAACUCACCUCCUUUGCUAACAAAGCUGAUGAUGGAGAAAUCCUUUACUUGUACCUCAGCAUAUCAGAUGAAGCUAUCAGUUCUGUGCUACAGCCUUAGCGAUUGUCACUUCGGCCAGAAAACUGAGACCGUAUUUCCAAUCACACCCAAUUAUAGUCCUCAUGGACUAGCCCCUCAGACAAAUUUUGCAGAAGCCAGAAUGUUCCAAAAGAUUGAUCAAGUGGAUUUCAUAGUAGAAUGCACCUCGGCUCACUCUGGUUCCCAGUCCGAAGUGGACAGUUGUAUUUUAUAUGUUGAUGGAGCAUCAAGUAACAAAGGUUAUGGCGUUGGUGCAAUCUUACUUGGCCCAGAUGGGUACCGAAGCGAACAUGCUCUGAAAUAUAAUUUUGAUGCCACCAACAAUAUGGCUGAGUAUGAGACUCUACUACUCGGCUUACAGCUGGCGAUAGAACUGAAGGUUGCAAUGAUACAAAUAUACUGUGAUUCGCAACUAGUAGUCAAUCAGGUCAACUCAGUUUGUGAAGUGGUUGAUCCUGUUAUGAUGAAAUCGGUUUUUGUUGAAAUUCUGGAUGAGCCUAGCUUCUUUAAGCCAAAAAUGAUGGAGAUCAACACAAAUCCUAGCACAUUGAGCUGGACAGAUCCAAUUGUCUCCUUUAUGCGAGACGGAAUAGUGCCUACGGAUAAACAAGAAGAGAUGAGGUUGAGGAAGAAAGCAUCUCGGUAUACCCUUGUUAAUGACGUCCUUUACAAGAGAUCUUUCUCACUCCCUCUACUCCGCUGCCUGAACCCUUACGAGGCUGAAUAUGCACUUCGGAAAGUGCAUGAAGGUGUCUGCGGAAGUCACAUUGGUGCUCGAACUUUGGCUCAUAAAGUCCUUAAACAAGGAUAUUACUGGCCCAACAUGUCUAAAGAUGCCACUCAGUUUGUACAGAGGUGUCAGAAAUGUCAGUUCUGCCUCACUACUCUGCUCACACCGUGGCCAUUAGCUCAAUGGGGGCUUGACCUUUUAGUUCGGCCAUUAUCCAGUCUUACCUCUAAGAAGGUUGAAUACUUUGUUUUUAGCUCAAUCAUUUGCAGAUAUGGGAUCCCGAACCAAAUUGUUGUUGAUAAUGGAACUCAGUUCAAUUGCUCCUCAUUCAGAGAUUUCUGCUCCAGCUAUGGAAUCAAACUGCAGUUCACCUCGGUGUACCACUCAAAAUCUAAUGGGAUGGUAGAAUCUGUCAACAAAGUUAUACUCGAGGGGAUAAAACCAAGGUUAGAGCUGCAUAAGGCCAGGUGGGCAGACGAGCUCAACAACGUCCUCUGGGCAUAUAGAACCACGAGCCAAACUGCCACAGGUGAAACACCCUACCACCUGGCCUUUGGUGCCGAAGCAAUCAUUUCUAUCGAGAUAGGAGUCCCAAGCUUCAGGGUCACCCAUUUCGAUGAAGGAUGAAAUUGACAACUGCUUUGGGAGAACCUUGAUCUACUUGAUGAAGUCAAAGAAGAAGCACAGCUUCGAACUCUUGUAUACAAGCAGAAAAUAGCCAACUUCUACAACAAACGAGUUCGAUCCUG
Messenger RNA from Rubroshorea leprosula, 2215 nucleotides. The record is from the annotation of a GenBank genome assembly. NCBI's taxonomy places the organism in Eukaryota, Viridiplantae, Streptophyta, Magnoliopsida, Malvales, Dipterocarpaceae.